AGAUUCAUUGUCGACAGGCGAUGGGAUCUUGGGCGGCGAUGGACGCCAUACGCAGUCAGCCCACUCCCGAUGGUACUCAGCGGAGUGAGCCAGAGAUCCUGAGCGAGGUGCUUGGCACCAGUUCUGGAUAUGUGCGUGGGCUUGGAUAUGGUGUCAAGCUCAUGGCACCCGCUAGAGUUGCAUCCAACCGAUCCGUCGUUGGCGAGAGCACCAUACGCCGAGCUGAUAUCGCAGAGAAAGAGGUUCAACAUCUACGGGGCGCCGUCGACGAGAUCAAAUACCAACUGGCGAGGCAGAGGGAGGAGCAUGAGAGGCAGAAGGAGGAGCAAGAAAGGCAGAGGGAGGAGCAAGAGAGGAGGAUGGAGGAUAUGCGGGUGAAGCAUGAGCGACGGAUGCAGGAGAUAUUACAGGUUCUCGUUGCACGCUUACCCAUCAAUGCCUCACCACCUCUGCCUUCAUCUGAUGCCCCACCACCUCCGCCUUCAUCUUUGUGAUUUGUCGUAUUUUAUUUAUGAUUUAUUUUAUAUACGAAUGUUAAACUUAUAUGUAUUUGUGCAUGGAUGAAUGUAAUGUGGAUAAGACUAUUUGUGUAUGUAUGGAUGUGAUUUUUGUUUGGAUGGAUGUAGUUUG
Magnolia sinica is the source of this 630-nucleotide messenger RNA. RefSeq lists its product as uncharacterized. The transcript is spliced from 2 exons. The record is from RefSeq and is a predicted model, not a curated record. The coding region runs from base 21 to 494 and encodes 157 amino acids. Lineage: Eukaryota; Viridiplantae; Streptophyta; Magnoliopsida; Magnoliales; Magnoliaceae.